Molecule: messenger RNA, 3570 nt
Organism: Closterium sp. NIES-65
Lineage: Eukaryota; Viridiplantae; Streptophyta; Zygnematophyceae; Desmidiales; Closteriaceae
Source: the annotation of a GenBank genome assembly
AUGGAUUGUCCGUGCGAGAGACUCGUGGUGGCCGUCGGCAAGGAUAACGGGUCGAAGGAGGCCAUUCGAUGGGCCGUCGCUAACAAGAUCCGCUCUCCCAACGACGUCCUUAUCUUGCUCCACGUCGUCUCGCGGUUACCAGGACCAAUGGGCACGGAGAUAUACCAGAGCGAGGUGAACAACACGCUGUUCGUGCACUAUGUGCGCACCGUGGUGCAACCCAUGAUGUCCCUCCUCAAGUCCUCCAUCAGCGCCCAUGUGAACGUUCAAAUGAAGCUUUCGCGCAACAACCAUCGCGACAAGGGAACUAUGGAGGAAGCCCGUAACCUGCGCGCCACCACGCUCAUUAUCGGCAGCAACGGCCGCUCCUCCCUCUUCUCCUCGAAGCCCAAGGUAUCGGCCUUGGGGCAAUACUGUGCCAAGAACCGACCGUACGGCAUGGCGGUAUGCGUGAUAGACAAGGGCGGCAAGCUCGUGCUUUCCAAAGACGCCGACGCGCCUUCCUCCGUAUCCAACAGCGCCAGCCCCGCCUCGUCCGGCCGAGCCUCCGGCCAGAUCAGCCCCGGCCAGUCUGGCAGAUUCCAACGCGGCGGAGGUUCGGGGCCGGGGACUGGCACGAGCACUCCCAGCAGCAUGGAUGGCGGUGGGGGGUUCCCGAGGAGGGGUGGUGGCGGCAUGAGUGGUGGUGGUGGCGGUGGGGGUGGUGGUGGUGGUAGUUUUGGUGGUCGUGGGGGUGGGUCGAUGGGUGGAACGCUGGGGGCGUCUGGUGGGCUGGAGCCCACGUAUAGUGGGACGUUCGGUGACGGCUCUGAUGGGCCUCCACAAGCCUUGGACCCUCUCCGCACCUCCCCCGCGCACGCCCUCAACGCCUCCCGCCCGCCCUACGCCUCAGACGCGCGCUCCUCCCCCUCGCGCUCUGCCAUGCCCCCUCCCCCGCUCGACCCCGGCGCCCCCCUGCGCCCCUCGGGGCUGGGCCCGCGCGGAUCCAUGAACGAGCGCGGCAUGGGGGGAGGAGGGGGACUCCCCAUGGGCGCCAACGGCAGCGGCACCAUGCUCCCGGUGUAUGGGUCCCAGCCAGGAGGGGCGGGCAUGGGGGGCGCAGCAGGCAUGGGUGGGGGAGGCGGGGCAGUGGGAAUGAGCUCAUCCGGUUCCCCCAGCACCAGUGGGUCCACCAAUCUGCUGCUCUCCGGUCGCCGCUUCCCCCGUGCCGGCUCCUCUGACUCCUCCCCCACCUCCUCCGCCUCCUCCCCCAGCUGGAACCGCCCUGGGGGCGUCCCUGGUGGCGGCACCGCUGGGGGGAGUUUCCAGCAGGGGCAGGGAGGGGGAGUGCAGGAUCCAGUGGCAGUGGGGCUGGCAGCAGGGCUGCAGGGGGACGCUUUGGAGGAUUUUGUGGCGUGGAGGAGAGGCAAUCCCAUGGCCUCGUACGUGCAGCAGCAGGAGUACAUUCUGGAUGCCCACCGCCGCAUGGCUGCUGGCGGCGCUGGCGGAAGCAUGAUGAUGGCCAUGCAGCAGCAGCAGCAGCAGCAGUGGAAGGGGCAGGCGCCGGUGCUGACGUCCAUGAACUCUCUAGGCUCUGGCGCGUCUGGCGAUGAGGCUAGUGUGAGUGUCUUUUUUCUUGCCAAUGUGCACUUGCUUCGCUCGGCUUGGCCCAUCCGACGACCUGCGCAAGGAGCUACAGCGCAUGCGCCUGCGUUCAGUUUUGAGACGCCUCAGACGACCUGCGCAAGCGCCUGCGCGCAUUUUGGAGACGCCUCAAUUCUGCCUACCAUCCCCUUACCGUCCCCCCUGUUGACUUUUGAGUCGACUCAAAAGUCAAUUCUGCCUGCCAUCCCCUCACCCUCCCCCCUGCCAUCCUUUCACCCGCACCACAACUCCCUUCCCUAUCCCCCUUUCCAGGACGACCUGCGCAAGGAGCUGGAGCGCAUGCGCCUGCGUGCUGCAGAGGCCGAGGCAGCCCAAGCGGAAGCGGAGCUGCGGGCACAGCGCCUGAUGCUGGAAGCGCAGUCGUCCGUGCGGCAAGUGGAGGCGGCGCAGUGGCAGAAGGAGCUGGAGACCGCCGCACGCGUGGAGCAAGCGGCUCUCGAAGCCCUCACGGCCCAGGCUGCGGCGGAGGAGGCUCGGCGCGCUGCAGAGGCAGAGCUGCAAAGGAAGGACGCUGCGAGGAAGGAGGUGGCUGCUAAGGCUGCGGAGUUGGAGGUGCAGGCAAAGAGGCGGAAAGAGGCGGAGAUGCGGGCGUUGAAUGGUGGUGGUGUUGGGGGGAGCUCUGUGGGGAGCAGUGGGAGCAAUGGGAAGGGCGGCGGGGGAGGUGGUUCGGGGGGAGCGGGAGCAGGAGGGGAGGGUGUGGAGGGGAAGGAGGGGGAGGGAGAGAGUGGGGAGGAGACUGUGGUGCAGGAAGGGCCGUUUGUGGAGUACACGUGGGAAGAGAUGAAGGCAUGCACGGAGGGCUUCAGUGAGCAGCGCAAGAUAGGCGAGGGUGGGUUUGGCACCGUGUAUCUGGGCACGCUGCACCACACACCCGUGGCAGUCAAGGUGCUCAAGAGCCGCGACCACCACAAGGCCAAGACCGAGUUCCGCCAAGAGGUGGCGGUGCUGAGUCAGAUCCAGCACCCACACGUGGUCAUGCUGCUCGCCUGCUGCUCCUCCCACUUCUGCCUCGUCUACGAGUACAUGGCGGGCGGCAGCCUCGACGAGCGCCUCCGCUGCACCAAGGGCACGGCGCCCCUCCUCUGGCACUCCCGCCUGCGCAUCGCAGCAGAGGUCGCCUCCGCUCUCCUCGUACUGCACAACCGCCCCGUGCCCAUAGUCCACCGGGACCUCAAGCCCGCGAAUAUCCUCUUAGAUAAAAACCUAGUGGCGAAGCUCGCAGACGUGGGGCUCGCGCGGCUCAUGCCCGCCAACGACGACUCCUCCGGGAAUGGCAACGCCGUCAUGCGCACGUACGCGCGGGAAUCCGUCGCCGUCGGCACCUUCGCCUACAUGGACCCGGAGUUCCAGCGCACGGGGGAAUACGGCCCGAAAUCCGACGUGUACGCGCUGGGAAUCGUGCUCCUGGACCUCCUCACGGGCCUCCGUCCAAACGCGUUCGAGGGGCUCGAAGACGCAGUGGACGACGACGACGAGGAGGCUCUCGCGGCUCUCCUGGAUAAAACCGCGGGCGACUGGCCGGUGCCUCUCGCCAUGGAGCUCGCGAAGAUGGCGCUGAAAUGCUCUGAGAUGCGGAGGAGGAGCCGGCCGGAUCUCGCCAAGGUGGUGAUGCCGGUGCUGGAGAAGGCCAGAGAGGUGGCUGCGAAAGUGGAGGAGGAGGUGGAGGGGAAUGCCUGGCGCGCUGGUAGCCUGCCCAGCCCGCACAAGGCUGCUAGCUGCUUCUUUUGCCCGUUGACCAAGGAGGUGAUGCAGGACCCAGUGCUGGCAGCGGACGGGCACACGUACGAGCGAGCAGCGAUCGCCAAGUGGCUGGCGGAGGGCAACAGCACGUCGCCCAUGACCCACGACCCACUGCCCAACACCGACGUCAUGCCCAACCAUGCCAUCCGCGCCAUGAUCACCGAGUGGCGCAACGGCAAGAAGUAA